Messenger RNA from Cladocopium goreaui, 1353 nucleotides. NCBI's taxonomy places the organism in Eukaryota, Dinophyceae, Suessiales, Symbiodiniaceae. The record is from the annotation of a GenBank genome assembly.
AUGCGGAAGAAGAUGGUAACUACCUUCAACGGGGAGGUGGUGGAGAAGCACGACAAACUAUUUGAUGAAGGGCAUUUGGAUUCAGAUCUUUCUUCAGUGAUGAAAGCUGGGGAGCCAGACUUUGACUGGAACCGGGUGAGCUUCAUCUUGGAGGCCCAUGGCACAAGCCUUGCUGGAUACGUGGAGAAGCACCAGGAUCAAAGCAAGAAUGCCCUGCGGCGGAGCAUGCAGGCAGCAUUCAACGCAUGGGUUGAGGAACUCCGGGCGGACCAAGCUCAAUUUUCUUCGGACAAAGUGUUGGCUGAGAAAGAAGGUGUCCGUCAACGUGCCAAGUUGGUCAAGCAGCUGGAGGACUGCCACACAAGGGCUUGGGACGCAGUGGCCUCCUACAUGCAGAACCACAUCAAGGUGUUGUCCGGCCGCACCUUGGAAGCGGAGCAGACGCUUAUGCCGGCCAGCAGAUCGUGGUUGCGAGACACGGUGAUGGAGGUGUCAAAUGGGGCAGCUGACGACCACAGCAUCAUUGUGCUCAUGCAAUGUCCUGUGGUUGGCAUCAUGUCGGCAGCCUUCAAAGGGUUCAUGAUCACCUACAUCUGCAACAUUCUCACCUGUGAAGCGGUAGAGAAGAAAGAGGAAUCGAAUGUCAAAAUGGACGAAAGUGAGGAUGAGAAUUGCCCGGGCAUCAAAUCAGUGGAAGAGUCCGAGGAAAUUCAAGUUCGGGACAUCAGGUACAACUUGGAGACGCAAUUGUCCAUGAAAGACCGAAAUUUGAAAGUCCGGCCAAUGACGUGGAUCUUCGACCCGGUAGCUGCGGGGACCGACUUCGUACAGAAAACUCUGGACGCAUUCCAAAUCCGCUCCUCGAAAACAAAUGUGCUGGUGGAUUUGUACGGCUACGACGGCUGGGCUGCCCUGGCCUGCCUGCAGGAUAAUCAGACUGAAGCAAGGACAGGAGCAUCGGAAGAUGACCCUUUGGAAAGACCUGCGAAGCGGAUCAAGCUUGAGGUGAAAAUUGAGCUAAGUCACCAUGAACGUGAUGGUGAUGGAAACUUCAAAUCAGUGAAGCCUCUCGUCUUCGUAAUGGACGAACCAGUGGAUGACGGACAGCAGGAUGCAACCAAGAAGGAAAAGGAGAAGAAGAAGAAAAAGCCGGUGAUCACAUCCCGCAACUUCGGGGCCUUUGUCUCAAUUCCGGCCGUGAAGGGUGCCGACAACUUGGUCCUUGCGUGGCGAUGCAGGAUAGAUGCCGCUGGUGCCACCGAGAAGGGAGCAAAGCUCAUCGUGCCGAUUCGACCCGUGAUGUGUUUGAAGUACCAGCUGGAAGUGAACAGUGAGACCGUUUGCUUGGUGUGA